Molecule: messenger RNA, 5480 nt
Organism: Paramisgurnus dabryanus
Lineage: Eukaryota; Metazoa; Chordata; Actinopteri; Cypriniformes; Cobitidae
Source: RefSeq, a predicted model, not a curated record
UUCACCGGGGCAGAGGUGGAAGACUACAAUCCUAAUGACGCGGCUGUAGCCGCCUUUGGCUUGCUUUCUGUCGACGUGGGAAAAGGUUUGCGAGCGCAUCAGCCCAAAACAACAUUCAGUGUAUGGGUGUAUGCGCGUGAGGUGAUCGCAGUGUCAUGCGCGAGGACGCGUAUCCCUGAACACAAAUACCAGCAUGUGGCUUAAACCCGAAGAGGUGCUUCUGAAAAACGCGCUGAAAUUAUGGGUUACGGAAAAAUCCAACGAUUACUUUGUGCUGCAGCGCAGACGCGGAUACGGAGAGGACAGUGGGGGAUUGACAGGCCUACUGGUUGGAACGCUCGACACAGUUUUCGACUCCACAGCCAAAGUGGCCCCGUUCCGCAUUUUACAUCAGACUCCCGACUCUCAGGUGUACUGGAACGUCGCCUGCGGAGCAUCUUUAGAGGAGAUCUCACAGCAUUGGGACUGGUUGCAGCAGAAUAUCAUCAGAACUCUCUCUGUGUUUGACUCUGGAGAAGACAUCACCAGCUUUGUCCAGGGAAAGAUACGGGGACUGAUAGCAGAAGAGCGCUCGUCUGCAUGUGAUGAGGAGGAUCCCGAACGGUUCCGGGAGGCAGUGCUGCGUUUCGAGCGCCUGUUCGGUUUGCCUCAGAGAGAAAAGCUAGUGACCUAUUACUCUUGCAGCUACUGGAGAGGACGAGUACCGAACCAGGGCUGGAUCUACCUCAGCACCAACUUCCUGUGUUUCUACUCUUAUAUGCUCGGCAAUGAGGUCAAACUAGUGUUUCCCUGGGAUGAGGUGAGCCGACUGGAACGCACAUCGAACGUGUUGUUGGCGGAGAGCAUCCGCGUGCGUGUGCGUGGAGAGGAUCAUUUCUUCUCGAUGCUCAUGCGGCUCCAGCAGACGUACCUGAUCAUGCAGCAGCUGGCCGACUACGCUAUUGUGCGCUUUUUCGACAAGGAAACAUUUCACGCAGAGCAUCCACUGGCUAACCCCCUUCACAUCACACAGAGGGCUCUAGAAAUACAUGCACGGAAUCAGUCAUUCCGAGCGUUUUUCCGGUUGGCUCAGGAAGAAAACCUCUGUGAAGUGUACGAGAGCUUCCUCUGGGUUCCUUUCAGCCAUGUCAACACGCUUGGAAAAAUCUGUGUAUCUGAGAACUAUCUGUGCUACGCCAGCCAGGACGGUUCUCAGUGCCAUCUCAUAAUACCUAUUUGGGAGAUAUUUAGUGUGGAGCUGCCAGAUCGCAGUACGCGGGCUCUGACUGUGUGUAUGCGUGGCAAGAGAGCGUUGCGAUUUUCUGAGGUUCGGGAUUUUGAACGACUUGCCGCCACUAUCCGCAGGAAAUGUGGGGCAGUGGGAAGUCCCCAGCAUUCCUUUAGCAAUCCGGAUGAGGAGGGUGUGAUGGUGGGCCAGAGUCAAGCCGUGAGCACUGAAGCUCUCAUGAAUGUCUUUCAUCCGCACGACGCAGAAAACCUUGACCCCAAAAUGCUGAAAGAGCGGAUGAAGGAGCAGUCGUGGCAGAUCCACUUUGCCGAAUACGGUCGUGGAACUGGAAUGUUUUGCACCAAAAAAACUCGUGAUCUCAUAGUGCGAGGAGUCCCAGAGACCCUCAGAGGAGAACUGUGGAUGCUCUUCUCAGGUGCAGUACAUGACAUGACUUCUAAUCCUGGGUAUUAUGGACGGUUGCUGGAGGAGUGUAUGGGCAGCAGCUCUCUAGCAUGUGAUGAGAUUGAGCGAGAUCUGCACCGCUCUCUACCCGAGCACCCAGCUUUCCAGAGCGACACAGGAAUCUCAGCCCUCCGCCGAGUCCUGACUGCUUAUGCUCACCGAAACCCCAAAAUCGGCUACUGUCAGGCCAUGAAUAUCUUGACUUCAGUGUUGCUGCUGUAUGCUAAAGAGGAAGAAGCCUUCUGGCUUUUGGUAGCUGUAUGUGAAAGAAUGCUCCCAGACUACUUCAACCGCAGAAUCAUCGUUUGUUUCUUAGGAGCGCUGGUGGACCAGGCUGUGUUCGAAGAGCUGAUCCGUGAGCAUCUUACCCAACUGACCGAGCACAUGACAGAUCUUUCCUUCUUCUCAUCGGUGUCGUUGUCAUGGUUCCUGACUCUCUUCAUUAGCGUGCUGCCAAUAGAAAGCGCUGUGAAUGUGGUCGACUGUUUCUUUUAUGAUGGAAUCAAAGCCAUCCUUCAGCUCGGCCUUGCCGUCCUCGACUACAAUAUGGAUAAUCUGCUGUGUUGCCAUGACGACGCAGAAGCGGUCACUGUCCUCAACAGGUUUUUUGACAAUGUCACAAAUAAAGACAGUCCCCUCCCAGCAACCGUACAGCAGGCGUCAGCGACAGCCAAUGACAAAUCAAUACAAAGGGUUGACAUCAGUGAUCUUAUCAAAGAGGCGUAUGAGAGAGUUAUUGAAAAACGAGUGUUUUGGUGGCAUAAAUAUGGAGACAUCCGUACAGAGGAAGUAGAAAACAUGCGGAAGAGGAACAAGUUGUACGUCAUUCAAACACUCGAAGACACAACAAAACAAAAUGUAUUGCGUGUUGUUGCUCAAGAUGUAAAGUUCAGCGCUGCUCAACUGGAUGAACUGUACGUGUUAUUUAAGAGGCAACAUUUCGUGAGCUGCUACUGGUCUGUGUCAAGUCCUGCACUGCACAACCAUGACCCCAGCCUGCCAUAUCUGGAUCAGUACCAGCUGGAUCAGUCCCAGUUUAGCAGUCUGUUUAACCUGUUGCAGCAGUGGACCACACAUACACAUUUACAAACGCUGGCGCGAUCAGCUUUCAAUCUUCUAGAUGAGAAUGGAGAUGGACUGGUGAACUUCAAGGAAUUUGUAAGCGGUCUGGAUAUCUUAUACAACAGAUCAUUUACAGAAAAGCUAAAGUUUCUCUUCAAAUUGCACCUUCAGUCAGGAAUCCAGGAGUGUAAGACUUUAAAGUCGUCUAGAUUUUUUCCUCCGGCUGAAGAUCACUCUUUCUCUGCUCAUCUUUCUGACUCGGCAGACGAUGGAGUGAUCAGGAGAUGUCCUGAGAAAGGUCGUGCUAAAGUCGACCUUCAGGAAUAUCUGAAACAGUGGCAGGAAGACUUGCAGCGCAGGGAAGAAAAUAUUAAAGAUCUGCCCCGAAUAAACCAGGUGCAGUUUAUCGGUCUGACAAAGACUUUGUACGGUCUAUUUCACGGUGAUGAAGAAGAGGAGAGCCUGUACCGUGCCGUGGCACGAGUGACCAGCCUAUUGUUGCGAAUGGAGGAAGUGGGACGUAAACUACAGGAGGGCAGUCCACAGAAAACACCCCAAACUUCACCCACUAGCUCGCAAAGCACAGCUCAGCAGCCCGAUGUCUCCCCAACUCCACCCAUCAGCCCUGAAACACCCGCCGAGUGUGAAGACACCCCGGAGCCACCCGAGUCUCCGGUCAGUCAACGUGAAACUGCACCAUCCAACUCAGACAUUACCCCUAACUCAGCCUCACGGCCCUCUACGCCCACCAGCAGUCCGACCGGAACCAACAGCCCCGCCUUGGACACACCCACAGACACGCCCAGCUCACCCUCCGCUGUCAGAGACGGAGACUGGAGUUUCUCCUUUGAGCAGGUUCUCGCUUCUCUUCUCAACGAACCGUGUGUCGUACGCUUCUUUGAACGGGCUAAGGACACAGACGCUCUGAUUGCACGUGCACGUAAAAACCAGCUUAAAGACAAACACUAAAGACAGGAACACACACAAUAUUUGAGCAAUCACAGCAAAACACUGCCCUAAAAGCCAUAAACGCGCUCUCUCUCUCUCCUUUACCCCCUCUUCUCUUUUUCUUUCCUGUUUUCUUCUUUUAUGCAACUUGGUCAGUGUUUGUGAUAAAAUCUUUUUGGAAGUCAUGUUGUUACAGUGCACAUGCAAACGUAAAGGGGGAAUUACAAUUCAAAGGGAUAAAAGAAAAGUAUUUUUGAAAUCGCAUAAUUCAGACUGCAGUGUGAGGUAAUGUGAUGUAAUGAAUUGCGUUAAAUGUUAUAGAUGUAAUAUACAGUAGAUAUAAGAUGAUGGGUAAGGUGUUAUGGAGAUGAUUGUAUAAGGUAUUAUGAUCUAAUGCAAUGCAACAAUGACUUUCAGGUAUUAUGAUGUAAAAUAAUUGAUGGGUGGGAGGAAAUCAUGAACAGUAGAUGUGAUUUGGGAUGAUGGCAUGUAUGUUAAAGCUUUGCCUGCUUUAUCCAUUAAGUAACCUCAGAACAUUCCUUGAGUUCACACGCACAUCCACGUCACCUAACCGUCAUUCCCAGCCUGACCUAGCACACGUACACAUACAGGAUUUACAUUCACUACAGAAUGAGAGAGGAUAUUAAAGGGAAAGACUAUGCUGUUGAACUGCUCAAAACAGAUCAAUGAUUUAAAACAUCUUAGUCCAUGCCGCAAAUGUCACUUUACAUGACUCUGCUAAUGUCGUUUUAGUUGCUUUAAAAGCUUGUUUAUAGAUGUUAGUAGUUGGACUAUACAGUACUGUACAGGAGGCGGAGCUUAGUGUUGUAACUCACUGUGUUCUGGGUGGAACUGUGUUGCACCAUUUUGGUUCCCAAUUUCAGUUGUUUAAUUUUGAUUUACCAAAUGUGUUUGUGUCUACAAGCGGAAACCGGAAAGGUGUUGCACCAUUUUGGUUCCCAAUUUUAAUUGUUUGAUUUUGAUUCACUGAAUGUGUUUGUGUCUACAAACCGGAAUCUGUGGUUUAUGCCUUAUUCAUUUUUUGAUUCAGGUCUUUAGUGCAAAUAUCACAAGUGCUUCCAUACAAAAGCUCAAAUUUUUCCUCAUAUAUUGAUUAAUAUAGGGAACAUCUGACUGCAAUUUUGCUAAUUAAUUUUCAAAUAUAUUUUAUUUUGGCAUAGAACAAGAAUAUUUUUUCCAUAAUAUUAUGAAUUGCUUUAGCCAGAGAAAUAUGUAAAUCUGUUGCACUGUAAAUUAUAUUCAAAGUGAAGUAAUUUAGUAUUUUGUCAGAAAGUUCAAGUUGUCAAACGUGCAAAUAACAAGUAAGUUGUAUGAUGCUUAAAAAAGGACCACUGAAUAUGCAGACUUGUUCUUAACUUUGUGUAAAUGCUGAGAGCUUGUGGUGUUGUAUGCAAGAAUAUACAAAAAAAGAGAAAUUUAUGUUUUGUUUCACUCUGUGGUUAUUCUGUUGAAAUACACCAGCUGACGUUUUUUUGUGACUAAUGAAGUUAUUUCAUUCGUCGAAAGGGCACCUCUGCUUAAGACAUAUUUUUUCUGUGUAAUUGGUCGGUUAAAAUGUAUCUACUGAAGUUUUUGGAAAAAAACACAGACUGUAAAUGUUCCAUAUUGUCACUCUUGCUGUUUGCUGCGUGUACUGCAGGGUAAUAGUGUGGUCGUUUAGGUUUUUUUAUUUUAUAUUUUUUAUUCUACAAACCUUUAUUUGUUACAAUCUGUUUGUGCCUCAUAAAUUCACAUUAUGGAAGUCUGUAAUGAUAAAAUAAAAUAUAUGAAGAAAUUA